AUGUCGUCGGUCAAGUACCAGCGCGCCCCGCAGGACGAGCCAGCAGACGAUGAAUACUCCCAGGCACCCCCCGCCUACCAGGCGGGCCCUACAUCCGCGGCCGCGGCCGCUGCGCGCCACGACGAGACGCAGCACCUGUUCGGCGCGCCCCGCAGCAGCGAGGACAACCUCCCCGACGACUUCAAGUUUGGCGGCUCCGUGGCCGAGGCGACGGUGGACAUCCGCAACCAGUUCGUGCGCAAGGUGUACACGAUCCUGACGCUGCAGCUGAUCGCCACCGGGGCCGUGAGCGGCCUGACCUUCUGGAGCGAGGGCUACAAGGCCUGGAUCCAGUCGCACCCGGGCGUCGUGUGGCUCUCGCUCAUCGGGUCCAUGGCCUUCCUCGGCCUCACCUGGUGGAAGCGCAAGUCGUACCCGACCAACCUGCUCUUCCUGUCGGGCUUCACCUUCGCCGAGGCCUACAGCGUCUCCGUCAUCGUCUCCUUCUACAAGGCCUCGGUCGUCCUGCACGCCGUGUUUCUCACCGCCGCCAUCUUCAUCUUCCUCACCCUCUUCGCCUGCCAGACAAAGUACGACUUCACCUCCUGGAUGCCCUACCUCUUCGGCGCCCUGUGGGGGCUCGUCAUGUUCGGCUUCAUGGCCAUCUUCCUCCCCUACAGCUCCACCGCCGAGCUCAUCUACGGCGGCCUCGGAGCCCUCGUCUUCUCCGCCUACGUCCUCGUCGACACCCAGAUGGUCCUGCGCAAGCACCACGUCGAGGAAGAGAUUGCCGCCGCCAUCAGCCUCUACCUCGACAUCAUCAACCUGUUCCUGUCUAUCCUGCGCAUCCUCAACAGCCAGUCUGACAACUAA
Molecule: messenger RNA, 852 nt
Organism: Geosmithia morbida
Lineage: Eukaryota; Fungi; Ascomycota; Sordariomycetes; Hypocreales; Bionectriaceae
Exons: 1
Coding region: 1-852 (283 amino acids)
Cellular component (GO): membrane
Source: RefSeq, a predicted model, not a curated record